CUCGUUCGUACGGUGUGAAGGUCUUAUUGGAACUGACUGAUGCAAGACCAAGGGAUAGGGUGUCCUCUAAGUUCCUUUAAGAACAUUCAUUUUGUGCGUGAAAAAUGUCUUUUCUAACAAUUUUUCAUUGAUUUUCUUCACAUUUUCAUACUUCAUUUGUGAAAAUCUUCAUAAAAGAAAACUCAACAAUGCAAAUCAAAGCAAAAUAAGAAAGAAAAGAAGCAGAGAAGCUAACAAUUAGAGGGUUUUAUGGGACACACUAACGUAGAGGGCGCAAAAGGUAAAAAGUGUCCCAAAAAAGUUUAGCAAAAAAAAGCGAAAAAAAGGCUUUUGUUACGCGAAAAGUGAGUUUUGAUUUUUCACGCGUUCCUCAAUCAAUUUCGCGAAUAUUUUCACGCUCAAUUAGCAGUCCCAUCCAUUCCUCACAAUGUCCGAUAGUGCAGGAAGUUCACAGAAGGACGAACCCUUUGAUAAUUUCUACACAGAGGUGAAAGAAAUUGAACGUAGGGACUCUGUACUGACGUCCAAGCAGCAAAUUGAACGCCUCCUGCGACCAGGUUCAACGUACUUCAAUCUCAAUCCGUUCGAAGUGCUCCAGGUGGAACCAGAAACACCAGUGGAGCAGAUCAAGAAGAAGUACCGGAGUUUGUCGAUUCUCGUGCAUCCGGAUAAGAAUCAAGAUAAUCAGGAGAAGGCACAGCAGGCAUUUGAGAUUGUUUGCAAAGCCUGGAAGACACUGGAGAAUGAUGUGACCAGGAAGAAGUGCUUGGAUGUCUAUGAGGAGGCCAAAGAUCGCACAGAUCACAUGAUUGCAGAGAAGCGGAAAAAGAUGAAAAAGGAAGGACGUGGGGAUGAGCUUGUUCCCGAGGAUGAUCCCAAUAAAUACAAACACGCAGUGUACGUCAUGACAAUGAAGCUGUUUGCCGACAUGGAGCGUCGACGGCAGCAACUUGAGACACGCGAUCAGGAAGAGCGGAAGCGCAAGAGGGAGGCAGAAAUUGAGGAGGAGGAACGGAUAGCGCAGGAUCGUCUGUGGCAGAAGACGUGGGAAGAUUCACGACAGAGUCGCGUUGAUAGUUGGCAUAGUUUUCAAGCGGGCACAUCGUCGUCCAAGAAGAAAAAGAAGCCCAAGAAGGCGAUGGAAUUUAAUCCGCCAAAAUUGAAGCCUGAAUCACGAUAAAAAUCUGCUCAUUUCGCUAAACAACGCACACACACACACAUCUCCAAUAGAAUGGUUCAUUUUCCGCGGGGGAUUUUUCCUGCAAAACAAACUGCAACUCAUUUUUUCCUCUGCUGCAUUACUAAUCCGAUAAUCUCA
Molecule: messenger RNA, 1318 nt
Organism: Lutzomyia longipalpis
Lineage: Eukaryota; Metazoa; Arthropoda; Insecta; Diptera; Psychodidae
Product: dnaJ homolog subfamily C member 8
Exons: 3
Coding region: 428-1180 (250 amino acids)
Cellular component (GO): nucleus
Source: RefSeq, a predicted model, not a curated record